Messenger RNA from Malania oleifera, 1127 nucleotides. RefSeq lists its product as uncharacterized. Gene Ontology annotation, molecular function: nucleoside triphosphate diphosphatase activity. NCBI's taxonomy places the organism in Eukaryota, Viridiplantae, Streptophyta, Magnoliopsida, Santalales, Ximeniaceae. Bases 200 to 820 code for a protein of 206 amino acids. The record is from RefSeq and is a predicted model, not a curated record. The transcript has 9 exons.
GAAAUUGUGUUGGCAAUCUACUCUACUCCCAUCAAGGGGAGCAAAGUAAUUUCACAUACAGUUCUUGUUUUUCCACGAAAUUGUCUUCUCGCCAGAGCACCAUUUUUUGUGGGAAUUCACUCAUAUUUCAUCGGGGUGACGAUUGAGAGUAUUUCUUGAGGGCGUCAGAGUCUGGGGGCGAGAAAGAAGGAGAAAGAUAAUGGCAACAAUGAAAUCUUCUUCGUUUAAGAUAAUAUUGGGUUCAUCGUCAAAGGCUCGUCGGCAAAUUCUAGAGGAGAUGGGAUAUGAUUUCACAAUCAUGACGGCAGACAUUGAUGAGAAGGGUAUUAGGAAGGAAAAGCCUGAAGAGUUGGUAAUGGCUUUGGCCGAGGCUAAGGCUGAUGCCAUUGUUUCGAAUCUCCAAGCUAUGGGUUAUUCAGAAGAGGAUAGUGACACAACAACGCUGUUAAUUACUGCAGACACAGUGGUGGUGUAUGAAGGGACAGUCCGAGAAAAACCAUCCAGCAAGGACGAAGCGCGCCAAUUUAUCAAAGACUAUUCUGGUGGUCAUGCAGCCGUCAUAGGAUCUGUAUUUGUAACUAACCUAAGGACAGGAACCAGAGAGGGAGGAUGGGAUAAAGCAGAGGUUUAUUUCCAUGACAUACCAGAUGAGAUAAUUGAUGACCUGAUUGAAGAGGGUGGUUCACUCAAUGUUGCUGGGGGUUUGAUGCUUGAACAUCCACUGACACUGCCUUUUGUCGAAUCAGUGGUGGGAACUACUGAUUGUGUGAUGGGACUUCCUAAAGCUCUCACACAAAACCUCAUCCAAGAGGCCCUUUAGCAGCCGUUGUAGUUGCACCAAGGCCCCUUUCCCUGCUUCAGCAUUUUAUCUUUAGGAUGUAUGAACCAUGCAUAUAAAUUGCGAACUCCAGAAUUUUUUAACUGUCAUGUCAGAGUUAUGGGUUGGAAUCCUGUUCAGAUACUCGCACACAAUUGUGUUUGUUAUUUUUGGUAGCUGAUGUUUCUAAUGAUUCUUUGCUUUUUUUGGGGGGUCAAAUAUUUGCUUUGUAAGUUGAACAAACACUGGCAUGAUUUACUUUUAUCAAAAAGAAGACAACUGAUUGACAGUGCAUGUUUGACACAACAAA